GUUGAUAUUUGGAAUGGUAUGGAGCGACCAUUGUUGAAACUGCACUCGCACGGACGUAAUUUGAAGAAGUGGUCAAUAGCGGAGGCAAAUGAGAGGUCACUUAUGAGGGUUAGAAGUUCAGGGUUGUUUUCACUUUCUCAUAUUAUUUCUUCAUACUACAACAAAGUGUUAUUGUCUGCCUUUGUGGAGAAGUGGCAUCCGGAGACAAAUAGCUUUCACUUUCGAUUUGGGGAGAUGACUAUUACACUGGAUGACGUGCCGCACCUUGUUGGGCUUCAAGUGGAGGGGUUAGCGAUGCAUGCAGUGGAUAAGACGAGGGAGGAGUGUUUGGCAAUGGUACAGAGGUGUCUUGGUGCGACGGCAGACGUUGCGGAGAAUAAGGUUACAACAAACAAUCGCGUUGAGUUUGAAUGGUUGAUGAAAACUUUUAGCGAGGUGGUACAUGGGGACUCGGAGGAAAGAGUUGAUUGUUGCGCACGGGCUUACUUGCUCUAUCUCCUUGGCAGCACUCUAUUUGCUGACAAGACUGGGACGACAGUUUCUGUUCAGUUCCUCACUCUUUUGGAGGACUUAGGAUGGGUUCGCGACUAUGCUUGGGGUGUAAGAGGGUUGGGCCAUUUGUACAGACAACUUGGACAAGCAAGCAGACGUAAUUGCAAGCAGCUGAGUGGCUACAUGUCUUUCUUGGAGGCAUGGAUUCGAGAGCAUUUUCCUAUGUUUCGACACGCUAGGGACCCAGCCUACACGGAGGACCUACCACUGGCAGCACGUUGGUUGUCGCGUUGGGAGACUACCAUGGAGACCACUUACCACUACCGUGGGAUGUUAGACGAUCUACGUCCAAGUCAGGUUGUUUUUGACCCGUACACAGAUCGCAGGCAAGUAGUCGCAGAUGUUGUUUUUUACACGGGCUGCAUCCGUGCCGUGGUCGUCUUUGAGCCGUACCUACCUGAUAGAGUAUUGAGGCAGUUCGGCUUGGUGCAGUUGGUCCCUGGGCCUCCAUUAGUCCCAUUGCGAGGUAGUAGAGGCGCUAAUAGUCAUUCAUACAGUGUGGUUUACGCGUACAUGGUAAAAUUGGCGCGAUCAUGUCAUGAAUGCAGAGAAACGAGUUGCGAUUCAGCCUGGAGUCCCAUGGGAGUCACACCCCGACUACCUUCCUUGGUUUUUGACGGUCUCCCACUUCAGGGUCUCACCUCGUCCCGUAGAGGUGCCAUAUACCGAGAGUGCGGAAGAGCGCAAUGCAGCGGCUUUGGCCAUUUUGGACAGUGUUUUGGGUGGGACUAGGGCUAGGACUUCAACUUGCCCGUAUGAACUACGACAAGCACUUGUUAAAGUGCAGAUGACUUUGAGGGGAUCGGAGGCUGUUGAAGCAAGCAUAGCAGGCCCUAGUUCUAAUCGUUACUCGAGUCGUUACACUAGGUGCCGACGCAAUGACCGUACGUGAGACUUGGUAUUCUCUGACUUGUUUUUAAUGGACUUUAUGGCUUGUUUUUGAUGGCCUUUAUGGCCUUGUAUUUAUUUUGGACACUUUAUGACCAUGGUUUAUGGACUACUUUUCGUGGUGGAAUGA
Messenger RNA from Rhododendron vialii, 1570 nucleotides. RefSeq names its product protein MAIN-LIKE 1-like. Gene Ontology annotation, biological process: meristem development; meristem maintenance. Bases 19 to 1284 code for a protein of 421 amino acids. The transcript is spliced from 3 exons. The record is from RefSeq and is a predicted model, not a curated record. Lineage: Eukaryota; Viridiplantae; Streptophyta; Magnoliopsida; Ericales; Ericaceae.